This is a messenger RNA of Baudoinia panamericana UAMH 10762, 912 nucleotides long. RefSeq lists its product as uncharacterized. The transcript has a single exon. Gene Ontology annotation, biological process: cell-cell adhesion. Gene Ontology annotation, molecular function: N-acetylgalactosamine binding; polysaccharide binding; oligosaccharide binding. Bases 1 to 912 code for a protein of 303 amino acids. The record is from RefSeq and is a predicted model, not a curated record. Lineage: Eukaryota; Fungi; Ascomycota; Dothideomycetes; Mycosphaerellales; Teratosphaeriaceae. Gene Ontology annotation, cellular component: cell surface; phagocytic vesicle; protein complex involved in cell adhesion.
AUGGUUCAUGUUGCACGCAGCAGAGCUGAUAAUGGCAACUUCUCCACGGAAGAAGUCCGCAAAUCAUCAAAGCCAUGCCCAUCUACCAGUCGGCUCAUCGCUUUCUCCAAGGGUCACUACAAGGAGCCACCGAAUCUGGCAGGAGGUUUUGCAAGCCUCAAUAUAAGCAGCGAGAAGCCUAUUCGAGCGAACUUGAUAGCGGACAGUAUCACAGAAGAUACUUUCCGAAUCGCACUGGAGACGUGGGCCGACAGCGUUCUCUAUUCUGCCAGCGCCACCUGGAUCGAACAUAAAGCGAAUGCGCGAGACUGUGUCUUUGGUCAAUUCGAUACAAACUAUGAUGCUCGAAAGCCGACUGCUUCGCCGCGAAAGCGAACAAGCCAUCUGCAAGCGGCGUCCAAGAAGAACGCACAAACGUUUUCUUUCCCGCGCGCCUACAAAGAGCCACCAGAGGUUAUCUGCUGGCUUAACCGUCUGGAUUUACCAAGUGGUCCUGAUUACAAUUAUAAAAUCCGAGCUUUUGCUGAUGCGAUUGAUAACCGAGGCUUCACCGGACAUCUUAACACUUGGGAUGAUGACGGCGGGCUAAACGGUGCGGCAAUGUGCUGGAUCGCGUUUCCUAAGCAGAAGAGGCAUGUCGACUGCGGACGGUUUAGCACCAAUGACAUUCGCAAGCGAACGAAUCCGCGGGAGAAGACCAGCGGGACGGUAAAAUUCAAGCAGCGGUUCCAGACCGUUCCAACCGUGCUUGCAGCGUUGAGUAUGCUCGAUGCUGCUGGCAACGCCGACCUGAGGGUGAAAGUCCUCAUCACAGACGUAAAGUAUGAUGGUUUCCGGUGGUCGCUGGAAACAUGGGGCGACAGCACCCUGUAUGCGGCUUCUGCGAGUUGGAUAGCGCUGGGAUUUCCCUAA